Molecule: messenger RNA, 462 nt
Organism: Rangifer tarandus platyrhynchus (Svalbard reindeer)
Lineage: Eukaryota; Metazoa; Chordata; Mammalia; Artiodactyla; Cervidae
Source: the annotation of a GenBank genome assembly
AUGAAUGUGGGGGUGGCACACAGCGAAGUAAACCCCAACACUCGAGUGAUGAACAGCCGGGGCAUCUGGCUGGCCUACGUCAUCCUGGUAGGACUGCUGCAUGUGGUUCUACUCAGCAUCCCCUUCUUCAGCAUUCCUGUUGUCUGGACACUGACCAACGUCAUCCAUAACUUGGUCAUGUAUGUCUUCCUGCACACGGUGAAAGGGACACCCUUUGAGACCCCUGACCAAGGAAAGGCUCGGCUGCUGACACACUGGGAACAGAUGGACUACGGGCUGCAGUUUACCUCUUCCCGAAAAUUCCUCAGCAUCUCUCCCAUUGUACUAUACCUCCUGGCCAGCUUCUACACCAAGUAUGAUGCUGCUCACUUCCUCAUCAACACGGCCUCACUGCUUAGCGUACUGCUGCCCAAGUUGCCCCAGUUUCAUGGGGUUCGUCUCUUUGGCAUCAACAAAUACUGA